AUGAAACUCGCGGACUUGGAGCAGCAGGCUCGGCGAAUCCUUGUCGGCCUUGGCUUUAAGGAAGAGGCAUUCGAGAAAAAAGUCUCCACCCUGUCGGGAGGUUGGCGCAUGCGAUGCAUGCUAGCCAGUGUUCUUGUUCAAAAUCCUGAUAUCAUGAUCCUUGAUGAACCGACCAACUUCCUGGAUCUUCUUGGAGUGGUGUGGCUAGAGAACUAUCUGAAACAGCUCCGUGACACUUCAGAGACAACCAUCGUCUUGGUAUCGCACGACAGGGAUUUUAUCAACGCUGUGUGCGAGGAGAUUGCCAUUAUCCGAGAUCAGAAGGUGACCUAUUUCCGAGGAAAUCUCGCGGCAUACGAACAAGAUUUCGAGGCACAGAAACUCUAUUUGGGGCGUAUGAAGGAGGCCCAGGAGCGACAAAAAGCGCAUAUGGAGUCAAGUAUUCGCGAGAACAUGAAAUUGGGAAAGAAGACCGGCGACGAGAAUAAGCUAAGGCAAGCAAAAUCACGCCAAAAGAAGGUCGAUGACCGGAUGGGUCUGCAGGUUAGUGCGAACGGGGGGCGAUUCAAACUGAAUCGUGAUUUGGUUGGUUGGCAUGAGCAUAACCGGGCAGAGAUUGAAGUUCCGGAAGACGAACGGGGCGCAAGUAUGAGUCUCCCCGAUGCCACUGAGUUGCGAUUCCCUGGCCCACUAGUCUCCCUCGAGGACAUCGUGUUUCAAUACAAGAAAACAGACCGCGUCAUUUUGGACACGGUAAACCUAGUGGUUCACCUCGGGGACCGUGUUGGAAUUAUGGGACUCAACGGGUCCGGGAAAACCACACUGCUACGCGUCUUGACAGGACAGGUCAAUCCUUCCAAGGGUAAAGUUUCGACCCAUGCCCGAUUGAAGCUUGGCUACUAUAGCCAGCACUCCGUGGAGGAGCUGCAAGAUCGUGGCCGGGCGGAGCCUAGUAUGACUGCGUUGAGCCUGUUGAUGACCGAAACUGAGGGAAAUCUCAAUGAGGGCGCCGUCCGAGGAUUAUUGUCUUCGAUGGGGUUAGCGGGUCGCAUUGCAUCCGACGUGCCCGUGGCCAAGCUCUCCGGUGGACAACUGGUUCGUCUUGCAUUGGCUCGAAUCGUCUGGAGUGCGCCGCAGCUUCUCAUUCUAGAUGAGAUCACCACGCAUCUGGACUUCCACACUGUCACCGCAUUGGCCACGGCCUUGUCAUCCUUCAAUGGUGCUAUCCUCCUGAUUUCACAUGACCGAUUCUUGGUGCGGUCUGUUAUCGAAGGAAAACGCGACACCGACCAUAAACUCGACGAGGACUUUGAAGGGUUAGAGACGGAAGAAGCGGAGGAGACGCAAAGACGUCGAUCGGUCUAUGUGAUCAAACAAGGCAAGAUGACAGAACAGAAAAACGGGGUGGAACAGUUUGAGCAGAGUUUAGUAAAGCGUGUGCAGAAGUUACUGCCUGCCUAA
Penicillium salamii is the source of this 1461-nucleotide messenger RNA. NCBI's taxonomy places the organism in Eukaryota, Fungi, Ascomycota, Eurotiomycetes, Eurotiales, Aspergillaceae. The record is from the annotation of a GenBank genome assembly.